Owenia fusiformis is the source of this 887-nucleotide messenger RNA. The record is from the annotation of a GenBank genome assembly. Lineage: Eukaryota; Metazoa; Annelida; Polychaeta; Sabellida; Oweniidae.
AGAUCUUGAUUAAAUUCAGGUGUUCUCUCAUAUUCAAGGAUCAGCUUUAAACAGUGAAAACUAAAUUAAAAUUCUAAACAUAAAAUCGAAGUUGACAAUCGACAGUCCAAUUCAAAUAAGACGAGAUGUCUAGGUCACCAUCGCCAUAUGGUAGAAAUGAUUAUUCCCAGGAUGACUAUCCGGGAGGAAGACGGCCAACACUUGACAGAGGUAUUUUCAACCCGAGUUUCAACCCGCAAUCAAUGUUAGUAACAGGAAAUGAGGGUAGAGAGCAACCGGAACUUCAUUUACCCAAGAGAGCUGUCCAUACAAAACCAACAAUACCAGAACAAGGAGACAAGGCAAAAGAUGACUUUACUCACACUGAGCACAUCGAAGUUGACUUCGAGAGUGUGUUCUUUGAACCAGAUGAACCCAAAAUGAUUGGUCCAGUUAAACUUUACUAUGAAAUGCUCUACAAUGUUGGCCUGCAAGGAGUCUACAACUUCCUAGCGAUUCUAUUUGGAAUCGUUCUUACAUUGGGAUGUGGAAUUCUGUUUGGGAUGUGCAACUUCUUCACUGUCUGGUUCCUGCAGCCAUUCGUCAGAAUGUUCCUGGUGUUCUUGCGCAUUUUGCACAUCUUUUACAAGGCCUUCGUUGGAUGCUUCUGUGACCCAUGCUGCAAUUCUCUCAGUUUGGUCUGCUCUAGAAUCAAUGGCAGUUUUGGCGUGAAUGUUUCUGGCAUUAAAAUUGGGCAGACUGAGAGAAUUUGAAUACAUACUGAACUAACUCUGAAAGUCAUUUCGGCAGAAAUGGCGAAAUAUCCAUAAUGUUUGAAUUAACACUGAACUAACUCUGACAGUCAUUCGGGAGAAAUGGCGAAAUAUCCAUAAUGUUUGAAUUAACAC